This is a messenger RNA of Elgaria multicarinata webbii, 4749 nucleotides long. RefSeq names its product activin A receptor type 1C (gene ACVR1C). Bases 10 to 1497 code for a protein of 495 amino acids. Gene Ontology annotation, biological process: protein phosphorylation; cellular response to growth factor stimulus; activin receptor signaling pathway. The transcript has 9 exons. The record is from RefSeq and is a predicted model, not a curated record. Gene Ontology annotation, molecular function: ATP binding; activin receptor activity, type I. Gene Ontology annotation, cellular component: plasma membrane; activin receptor complex. Lineage: Eukaryota; Metazoa; Chordata; Lepidosauria; Squamata; Anguidae.
UGUGCUGUCAUGCGGCGGGCGCUCCGCUCCGGGCUGUGCGCAGUGGCGCUUGUCCUGGCAGCCUGCGCCCCUCUCUGCACAGGUCUAACAUGUGUGUGCCAACUGUGUGAAAAAACGAACUACACUUGUGAAACGGAAGGGGCUUGUUGGACUUCUGUCAUGCUAACAAAUGGUAAAGAAGAAACAAUAAAGGCAUGCGUUUCCCUAUCGCAACUGAAGGCACAAAUUUUCUGCCAUGGUUCUAAGAACGUAACCAAGACAGAAUGCUGCUAUACAGAUUUUUGCAACAACAUCACCAUUCACUUGCCCACAGGUCAAGAUACUUCAAGCAAAUCGAAGCUGGGACCUGUGGAGUUGACAGGGAUGAUAACUGUACCCGUAUGUGUCUUGUCUAUAGCUCUAAUGCUGCUUGUAUACACAUGUCAAGGCCGCCACUGCAAAUUCAGGAAGAAAAGAAGGGCAAAUAUUGAAGAACCUCUGUCGGAAUGCAACCUCGUGAACCCAGGGAAAAGUCUCAGAGAUCUAAUUUUUGAUAUGACAACAUCAGGUUCGGGGUCUGGUUUACCUCUCCUUGUCCAAAGAACAAUUGCAAGGACUAUUGUUCUCCAGGAAAUAGUAGGAAAAGGUCGAUUCGGCGAAGUCUGGCGUGGAAAAUGGUGCGGGGAAGACGUAGCUGUGAAAAUCUUUUCCUCGAGAGAUGAAAGGUCUUGGUUUCGUGAAGCAGAAAUCUAUCAGACAAUUAUGCUGAGGCAUGAAAAUAUCUUGGGUUUUAUUGCUGCUGAUAACAAGGAUAAUGGAACUUGGACCCAGCUGUGGCUUGUAUCGGACUACUAUGAGCAAGGGUCUUUGUUUGACUACUUAAACAGCAACACUGUGACAGCGGACAGGAUGAUAAAGCUGACCUUUUCAAUAGCAAGCGGCCUAGCACAUCUUCACAUGGAGAUUGUCGGCACCCAAGGCAAACCAGCUAUUUCACAUAGAGACCUGAAAUCUAAAAAUAUUUUAGUCAAAAGGAAUGAAACUUGUGCCAUUGCUGACCUAGGACUGGCGGUGAAGCAUGACUCUCUAUUAAACACAAUUGACAUACCUCAAAAUCCUAGAGUGGGAACCAAGAGGUACAUGGCUCCAGAAAUACUUGAUGACACAAUGAGCAUGAAUAUCUUCGAGUCCUUUAAGCGUGCAGACAUCUAUUCUCUUGGGCUGGUGUACUGGGAGAUAUCCCGAAGAUGUGCAGUUGGAGGAAUUGUUGAAGAAUACCAGUUACCUUAUUAUGACGUUGUGCCUUCUGAUCCUUCAAUAGAAGAUAUGAGAAGGGUAGUCUGUGAACAAAAACUUAGACCAAAUAUCCCAAAUCAGUGGCAAAGCUGUGAGGCGCUCAGAAUAAUGGGCCGAAUAAUGCGCGAAUGCUGGUACGCCAACGGGGCAGCUCGACUGACAGCGCUUCGCAUUAAGAAGACCAUUUCUCAACUCUGCAUACAAGAAGAUUCCAAAGCUUAAGUCUGCCCACCCUGCAGAGAAGGAGACGGAAGGAAAUCAUUUGCAUGUUGUUUUUGCAUUGUUUUUGAUUUUGCUCUACCUCACUGGAUGCUAAGUACAGUAUUUUAAGAGCCCAAACUCCAGGAUACUAGAAACUCGUUUCCUUGGUGGUUAAAAUUUAUUAGGGUUAAAUUUGGGCUCAUGGCUAAUGUUCAGUCGGCCUUGGCUGGUAAAUGAAAAGAGAUUUAAUAAAUUAUGGCGUGGGGACGGGUGGGAACAUGAGACGUGAUCCACUAACGUGCUCCCUGGGACUGACAUGAUUGCCAUGCCAGCACAAGCCACCAAACCCCACCAAAUCCCAGGGCACAACUGAGAAUGGAAUCUCACAUGGGAAGGCCAAGGUACGCUUGUGGCUUGUGCUGCUGGCAUGCAAAUAACUGAAGAAACUAUAGUAUUUGUUCUUCAAAAGGGUUGUAUCCUAGGUGAAGCCUGAAUGUACUAACUAUCCUACACUAAGAUAUGUUGCCUCCCUUGACCCGCACUCUUUGUCCCUCAUAAGAUGAACAGCUUUUCAGCUCUCCUCAAGAAUCGAGGUCUUUGCCAUGAGACCUUGCAAGGCAUUAGGCCUGGAGCAUUCUCACUUGUUCCCUUGGUGGAUGACACACCAGAGGCUUAUAUCUUGCAAGAUCUCCACAGGAUUUGAUCAUGAAUGCCCUCCCAUGUUGAUGCUGAGCGUAUCACAUUCCUCCUGCCCACCUCAUCUUUAACCCCCCCCCCCACCGAUUCCUGCCAGGGAGGCACUCCUGCUAGCUGAAAUCAGAAUGUAGUGUGUGUACCUAUUCUAAACUAUACAUUAACAGAAUGUUAUGAUUAAAGGAAACAUGUGCAAAAGGAAGCACACAUCCCUGCCGUUUCCAGUUCCAAGGAUCAGACAGCAGAUGAUGUGAAAGGCUUCUGCCUAAGACCCCAGAAGGGGUUUUCUGCCAAUCAGAAUAGACUCUACUAGGCUAGAUGGGCUCAUAAUCUGACCUGGUGUAUAAAGGCGCAAUCCUAUGUAUGUUUAGGCAGAAAGUCCUACAACGCCCAAUGUGCCUGCCUAAAGAUGCAUGGGAUUGUGACCUAAGGCAGCUUUCUCUGUGCCUAAGCAAGUGUGCCAUUACCCUCGAAACAAAAGAGCAACUCAGACCAAAUGAAUUAAGGCAUUGAAGUAUUUUUCAUAGAACUUUGUAAAAUUAUUGGUGCAAUGUGUAUAUAAUUCAUUUUUAUUUAAUCGUCUAUUAACCAACCAGGAAACAUUCAGCGGAACAUAUAUAUUGUGAAAUGAAAGUUCUUGUUUUAUUCUGUGUUGCCUUAAAGGUGACCAUUUAUUUAAAGCUUCAAGAGUGACUUUAUAGUUAAAUGUUGGAGAACUGCAUUUGUUACAUAUCUUUUUGUUUUCAGACUUCUGAUCUCUGAAUGAAAUAUUUCAAAAUCUUAGCUAAGAACUGCUGCUGUCGGGAUGAAUGAGGUUGAUUGAAGUUAGAAUGAGGCUAUAACGUAAUGCAUGUAUAAUAAAUGCUUCCUUGACCGAGGAAAAGCCAAACUGUAGAUAUAAUCAGAAUGUCUAUAAAGAAGUGCUAUUUGACUCAGAGUUGCAUUGAUCCAUAAUGAAAGGGGCGAAAGGAAACAAUAUCAAAUAAUAAUGGUAAUGAUUUAGACAAUGCAAAUUUGGAUAAUGGGGUGUGUAAAUAUUUUAAUGAUUAUUUUUCAGGAAUUCAGACCUGGGAUGAAUUUUGAAUUUGGUAAGAGGAUGGUGGGAGUUUUUUGUCUUUUUUGUUUUUUAAAAGGAAGAGGUGCUGACUUUAGAAUAAUUGCUUCUUUUUUAUCGGUUGACUCAGUGGCAGCUGCAUUUUACUCAUUCAGUGGUGAAGAUAUAAAUUUGGUGUAAUUUCAACAGGUCAUGAGAGCUAUGCUGCUUUGAGGAUCAUUUAGGGAUGUCAGUUUCACUUUCUUCUGCAGUUGAAUUUUUAAAAUCUCAAGCUCUUUUUGUCCCAAAUAUGGAAACCUUUGUAAAUUUUGGUAAAUUCUUAUCAAAUCCAAAAUGAAAUUCUCAUCCAUCUGUAGGGACAUUGUGAUCCAUCUAAGAGCUAGUUCACAUAUGUGUAUACUGUGGUUAACGACUCUCACCGUCUUUUUAAUUUGAUGAGUUGAGAUCUUGAUAAUAUGAAAGCUCUGUGGUGAUUAAUCUCUGUGUGGUGAAUUCGUCGAUGCAAGUUGUCAUUUGAUACUGUGGUCUAUAAGAGAUAAAACACUGCAUGUGUGACCUGGUCCUUAAAUUGCCUCUUGCAUUUGCUAUGUGUCAUUUGCCAUGUGCUUAUUUUAAAAAAAUUAGGGACCUUUUUUAUUGCUGCAGCUAGUGUUGCUGUGUGAAAAUGGAAUACUUUGUAUGUGAAGAAUGUUGCUUCUAUUCCAUGAUCGUUGGGAAUUGCUGGUAUAGUUUGAAAUCUUGUUUUAUUGAAGUCUCCUGCCUAUUACCUGGACCGUGCUGUGUAAUUUUCAUGUGAAUAAUGAGUUGCCUUGCAGAAAGCAUCCUUAACUGGGUGCUACCACAAGCUAUGUAUUUGUGUUCUGAAAUAUUUUGGUGUGGCUAAGCCCAUGCUGUGAUGUCCUUAUUUGUAUGAAACUUUUUGAAAGGGGCAUACACGGUCCAUUCUAACAGGCACCACAAACGCAUGGCCCUACCAGGAAAGAAGUAUUAAAAGGUACAAAAUAGUUCUACGGAAUAUGAUGAAAGUGCAAUAAAUUGAACCUGAAGAAUAAUCUGUAUGUAUUAGUUAGAAGCAUAAGUCCGUGUCAAAAGAAGUAUAUCUCUUUAGAGCUCAAUAGAAGCUUAAUGGUGGGGCAGAGCUCCAUUUCAGAGAGGGGCAAUGUAGUAUUUCAGUCUGCAAGUCUCCAUAAAAGCUGUUCAUUUUAUAGAAAUAGGAAUAUUUUUUAUCUUCAGACAUAGGCUAGCUUCAAACGUAGUUAUGGAACUGAAUGAUGAAGUUGCACUUCAUACUGUACAUGGUUUAACCUAGUCUAUACUGUAACAAGUAAAAUAUUUAUUUUUUUAACAGUUGCUUUAAUAUUGCUGCUGCCUCUGGUUGUAAAUAAUGUGUCUGAAUGUUGCAUUUUUGUAUACCGACUCCCCUUCCCCACAAAGUGUAUUUUUGUAAAAUGGCAACUUUUACUAUAUUUUUCUUUGCCAUUUGUUUCUGUGAAGCAUAACCUCUUUUAAAUAAUAAAACCACGACG